Molecule: messenger RNA, 1508 nt
Organism: Lottia gigantea (owl limpet)
Lineage: Eukaryota; Metazoa; Mollusca; Gastropoda; Lottiidae
Exons: 4
Coding region: 10-408 (132 amino acids)
Biological process (GO): centrosome localization; protein localization to cilium; intraciliary transport
Cellular component (GO): centrosome; intraciliary transport particle B; cilium
Source: RefSeq, a predicted model, not a curated record
ACAACAACAAUGGCCGACGAAGCUCUUGCGAAUGCGGGUCUCCACUUUGAUGAGUUGAAUAAAAUAAGAGUACUUGAACCGGAGGUUUCUCAACAAACUACAGAAUUGAAGGAGGAAUGUAAAGAUUUUGUGGAAAAAAUUGGAGACUUUCAAAAGAUAGUUGGUACAUUUAUUGGAGUUGUAGAUAAUGUCGCUAAGGAAGUUGAAAAAGAGAAAAUGAAGGCCAUUGGUGCUAGAAAUUUGUUGAAAUCUAUAGCUAAACAAAGAGAAGCACAUCAACAACAGUUACAUGCUUUAAUAAUAGAAAAGAAAAUGCAAUUAGAAAGAUUACGGAUACAACAUGAUGCAUUAAAUAAAGAAGAAAGUGAACAAAAUGACUUUCUAGAUCAGUUAAUAUUACAGAAAUAGUUAUUUGUUGUUGUUAUAUGGUUGGUCAUCUGAAAUAAUCUGGAUGUGCAUUGUUGAUUGACUAUACCUGUUAUUUAUUAGAAAAAUGUAAGCAGAACCUGAAACAUGUUGUUACAGAGUUACACACUGUGUGAUCUUCAGACUAUACAUGUUAUUUAUUUUGUAUUUUCUUACAAUUAGAUUUAAAUGCAUAUCUAGAUGUUUUGGUUUUGUGUUUUUUCACCAGUUAUUUCGCUCGUCAUCCUCAAAAAUUCUUCCUAAAAGUCAUAUGAAGUCAAAUUUUGAUCGAAUAGUGACAAAACUUGAUCUUGAACCAUGAAUAUCCCAGAAUUCCUCCUAUGUUGGAAAAAAUAUUGGACAAAGCUUUUGAUUUGCUAAAUAUUUAAAUAUCCUAGAACAUGUUUUGGAUGAUUGGAGUCACCCACAGAAAAAAUACAAAAGAAAACCAUUUAGAUGUGUGUUUUAAUCAGAUUAUUUUCUUACCAAUGGUGUACUCAAAAGACCAGUUUUGAAUAAAAAAAAAUAUCAGAUUAUGGAAAAAAAAUGAUAAAAUUUUGUGGCAUAAAACAUAACUCAUGCUACUGAUAGUCUUUAAAUCCGAAUGUAUGAUUAUGACUUUAGAAAGAAUUCUAAAUAGGUAUGAUGUGAUGUUAUCAUUUUCCGUCCCUUUUUUUUACUGUGAUACUCUCAUCAUUCAUUCAUUUAUUUAUCUGUUGUCGUUAAUUCUAUUUAACACAGCUUUGAAAUUUGGCUUAUAUAAAUAUUGCCUGUCAGUGAAGCAUAGUAGGCCUAAAUAGUCAAUUUUGAACACGAUUUUAGGGAUUGCUCACAUGAAGUUGAUCAAAUUCUUAUUAACUAUUUAAUAAAGCACUUUCAUCAGUAAGUACUGUUUUGAUUUUGAAACCUGAUGGAAGUAGAGUUUUUAAACUAAGGGUAUUAAAUAUAAUCAUGAACAGACUAAUCCUAUCCAUUAUUGUUUUUCAUAAAUUUUAAUUUAGUGUUCAUUAUGAAAAUGGUUUGUUGUUAGGUUCAACUCUUUGAUAUGUAAACCAAACAUGUUUCAGGAGUUAUAUAUAUUGAUCAAUAAAAACUGAAAAAAU